Molecule: messenger RNA, 2970 nt
Organism: Mercenaria mercenaria
Lineage: Eukaryota; Metazoa; Mollusca; Bivalvia; Venerida; Veneridae
Product: papilin-like
Exons: 8
Coding region: 1-2970 (989 amino acids)
Source: RefSeq, a predicted model, not a curated record
AUGCCACCUUUGAUGAGUUUUGCUGUAGACUUACCAUACUUUUUCGUGGGUAUCGUUGGAGAAGACGUUUUCACUUCGGCCAUAAAAAGUGAAAUACCAAGGUUGUUUGAUGGAAUUGAAACGCACAAUAUCCAAGACGUUCACGUGUAUGAUUCAAAUGGAAAUACCGGGGCGACAGUAGAAGUAGACCCUUCCACUCCGAAUAUCAGGGUGACAUUGGUACUCAUCAGGCAAUUUGUCAACGGUGGUGGAACUAUUCAGACGGACUAUAUUGAUGUGCACACCAUUCCAGGAUCAUACAAAGAAGAAAUCCCACAGAUUCCAACAACUAAAACAACUUUCCGCAGUACAAAGCGCACAACACAGUCGGAUUCAAUUGAAACAACAACAUAUGAAAAUAUUGAGGCUACAAAUGUUGUGUCAACACACAAAGCUACAGUGGUCGAGGAGACGGGGACCACAACCGAUGAGUCAACAGCUAAAGCUACAGCGGUUGGGGAAACAGAGACUACAACUGACGAGUCAACAUAUAAAGCUACAGCGGUCGAGGAGACGGAGACUACACCUGAUGAGUCAACACACAAAUCUACUCCGGUCAAGGAAACGAAGACAACAACGGGCGAGUCAACAUACAAAGCUACAGCGGUUGAGGAGACGGAGACUACACCUGACGAGUCAACACACAAAUUUACUGCGGUCGACAAAACAGUAACUACAACGGAUGAGCCAACACACGAAGCUACAGCGGUCGGGGAGUCGGAGACUACAACGGAUGAGUUAACACACGAAGCUACAGCGGUCGGGGAGUCGGAGACUACAAUGGAUGAGUCAACACACAAAGCUACAGCGGUCGGGGAGACGGAGACUACAACGGAUGAGUCAACACACAAAGCUACAGCGGUCGGGGAGUCGGAGACUACAACGGAUGAGUCAACACACGAAGCUACAGCGGUCGGGGAAUCGAACACUACAAUGGAUGAGUCAACACACAAAGCUACUGCGUUCGGGGACUCGGAGACUACAACGGGCGAGUCAACACACAAAGCUACUGCGGUCGGGGAGUCGGAUACUACAAUGGGUGAGUCAACACACAUAGCUACUGCGGUCUCGGAAACGGAGACUACAACGGAUGAGUCAACAUACACAAUUACAGCCGUCGGGGAGCCGGAGACUACAACUGACGAAUCAACACACAAAGCUACAGCGGUCGGGGAGUCGGAGACUACAACGGAUGAGUCAACACAUAAAGCUGCUACAGUCGGGAGACAGAGACCACAACCGAUGACGGUCGGGGAGUGGGAGACUACAAAGGACGAAUCAACACACAAAGCUACUGCAGUCGGGACCAAGGAGACUACAACUGACGUGUCAACACGCAGAUCUACUGCGGUCGGGGAAACGAAGAAAACAACUGAUGAGUCAACACACAAAGCUACUGCAGCUGGGAAGACGGAUACUACAACUGACGAGUCAACACACAAAGCUACUGCGGUCGGGACCAAAGAGACUACAAAUGACGAGUCAACACGCAAAGCUACUGCGGUCGGGACCAUGGAGACUAAAACUGACGAGUCAAUACACAAAGCUACUCCGGUCCGGACAACAGAGACUACAACAGAUGAGUCAACGCACAAAGAUACUGCGGUCGGGACAACGGAGGCUACAACAGAUGAGUCAACACAAAAAGCUACUCUGGUCGGGAAAACGGAGACCAUAACCGAUGAGUCAACACACAAAGCUACUGCGGUUGGGGACAGAGAGACUACAACUGAUGAGUCGACAGAAAAAGCUACUCCGGACGGGAAAACUGGGACCACAACCGAUGAGUCAACACACAAAGCUACUGCGGUCGGGGAAACUGAGACUACAACUGAUGAGUCAACACACACAGCUACUGGUGUCGGGAAAACGAGGACAACAGCCGAUGAGUCAACAUACAAAGCUACUGAAUCGGAGAGGACAACGCAAGCAGAUAGGACAACCUUGUCUAUAUCAAUUGAUUCAAGUGCUACAACCAAAGAAACAUUCACAACACUGCGACAGAUUACUACCGAUGUAUCUAACGUGACAAAUAAACAUACCAAUAAUACAACAGUAACCAAAGACACAGAAAUGACAACCGAAAACAAAAAUACUGGAAAUUUGGGUCUAUCAUCAACAGCAGUGAUAACAAUGGCUCUCUUCGCAGUAUUUGCUUUAAAAUACUGGGCGACAGUAGAAUUAGACCCUUCCUCUCCGAAUAUCAGGGUGAUAUUGGUACUCGUCAGGCAAUUUGUCGACGGUGGUGGAACUAUUCGGACGGACUAUAUUGAUGUGCACACCAUUCCAGGAUCAUACAAAGAAGAAAUCCCACAGAUUCCAACAACUAAAACAACAGUCCGCAGAACAAAGCGCACAGCACAAUCUGAUUCAAUUGAAACAACAACAUAUGAAAAUAUUGAGACUACAACUGAUGAGUCAACACACAAAGCUACUGCGGUCGAGGAAACGGAGACUACAACUGACGAGUUAACACACAAAGCUACUGCGGUCAGCGAAAUGGAGACUACAACGGAUGUUUCAACACACAAAGCUACUGCGGUCGGGGAAAUGGCGACUACAACGGAUAAGCCAACUCACGAAGCUACCGCGGUCGGGGAGACCGAGCCUACAACUGACGAGUUAAUACACAAGGCUGCUGCGGUUGGGGAAACGGAGACAACAAUGGAUGAGUCAACGCACAAAGCUACUGCAGUCGGGGAAACGGAGACUACAACGGAUGAGUCAACACACAAAGCUACUGCGGUCGGAGAAACAGAGACUACAACUGAUGAGUCAACACACAAGGCUACUGCGGUCGGGAAAAUGGGGACCAUAACAGAUGAGUCAACACACAAAGCUACUGCGGUCGGGGAAACAGAGACUACAACUGAUGAGUCAACGCACAAGACUACUGCGGUCGGGAAAACGGGGACCACAACCGUUGAGUAA